AUGCUGCACGAGUCGUGGCCAGCGGGCUGGCACAAGACGGAGUCCUUCGAGCUGGACGCGCUGUUCGCCGAAGUAAACAACAACUGUUCCAAAGAAGGCGAGGCGGAGUGCGGCGCGGAGGGCAGCGGCGGGGACGCGGAGAGCCCGCCCCCCCUGCCAGCGUUCGGCUACGCCCACGGCGCGCUGUCGCCGUCCCACUCGCGCAGCUACCAGGAGCUGCGGCCGGCCGCGGCACACGCGCGCGACAUGCAGGCCUACGCGCACCUCGAGGAGGUGUUCAAGCCCGGCACGCCGGCCGCGCCCGGCUCCACGGACGGCGUCUACCUGCGCCGCAGCAGCCCCGACCUCAGCCCCUCGCCCGAGCGCCGCGACGACUUCCGCGCGCACUACGAGCCCUACACGCCCGCGCCCGCGCCGCCGGCCUACUCCCACGACCACCACCAUCACGUCGACGGUGGCGGAGGGGGUAGCGGAGGGGGAGGAGUCUAUUCACGCUGCGCAUACGCAGCUGGUUCACCAUACUUCGGUAACGGUGCCGAGAUUAGCACGCAACCGCAGAUCUGGACAUCUAGUGCAGGAGGAUCCCCCAGCUACGGCGGCGGCGGCGGCGUGGUGCUGGGUGAGGAGUACGCGGAGGGGGGCGGCCAGGAGGGCGCGGGGGGAGGCUCGCUGCCAGCCUUCAGCGCGCGCUUCGGAGGCGCCUUCGCGUGCGCCACCUCGCGCCCCAACACCGUGUACGGCACCAGCACUCUCACCGCGCCGCCGUACUCGCACCAGGAGGUUUGGAACUUGGAGAGCAGUCGACGACCACAAAUGUCUGCAGCUGCCAGUCUGUCUGCCAUCGACAUGGCGGCGGAGUUUUUCACGGAGGGGCGCGAGUGUGUGAACUGCGGCGCCAUCCACACGCCGCUGUGGCGGCGCGACGGCACCGGCCACUACCUGUGCAACGCGUGCGGCCUCUACAACAAGAUGAACGGCAUGAACCGGCCGCUGAAGCAGCCGCGGCGGCUGAUGGGCACGAAGCGGCCGGGCAUGUCGUGCACCAACUGCCAGACGACGACGACGUCGCUGUGGCGCCGCAACUCGCUCGGCGAGACUGUGUGCAACGCGUGCGGCCUCUACUACAAGCUGCACAACAUCAACCGACCGCUCGCCAUGAAGAAGGACUCCAUACAGACUCGAAAGAGGAAACCCAAAAACAGUAUAAAAGCAGAACGAAGUAUAAAGGCAGCAGUGCAACGCACCGUCACGUCGGGAGUGAAGAUAGAGAACUUGUUGGAGAGCGGGGCGGGCGCGGGCAGCGGCGGCGCGCGCUCCCCGCUGGCGCUGAACUACUACGUGCAGCACGCGCUGAAGGUGGAGGAGCCGCCGCCCGCGCACGCGCACGCCGCGCCGGCGCAGCACGCGCACGCGCACGCACACGCACGCGCACACACACGCGCACGCCGCGCUGUACGACGAGGAGUACCGGCGCGCGGCCGACGAGCGCCUGGAGCGGCCCACCGUCGUGUCCAUGGGCAGCUGAGCCGCGAGGCCGGCGCCGCACUUAUAGAAUCUCACUUGUCUAGAUACGUUACGUUACUUAGUACAUAG
Messenger RNA from Spodoptera littoralis (African cotton leafworm), 1593 nucleotides. Lineage: Eukaryota; Metazoa; Arthropoda; Insecta; Lepidoptera; Noctuidae. The record is from the annotation of a GenBank genome assembly.